Messenger RNA from Cladophialophora psammophila CBS 110553, 750 nucleotides. Its product is annotated as 3-oxoacyl-[acyl-carrier protein] reductase. The record is from RefSeq and is a predicted model, not a curated record. Lineage: Eukaryota; Fungi; Ascomycota; Eurotiomycetes; Chaetothyriales; Herpotrichiellaceae. The coding region runs from base 1 to 750 and encodes 249 amino acids. The transcript has a single exon.
AUGUCCGGCGGGCCCCUCUCUGGUAAAGUCGCCGUCAUUACCGGCAGCUCUAAAGGCAUCGGCGCCGCCACAGCGACCCGACUCGUCAGCCUCGGUGCAAAGGUCGUCGUCAACUACGGCCACGACACGUCCACGGCCGACGCGCUCGUCCAAAAACUCGGGCCUGAAAACGCCUACGCUGUGCAAGCCGAUGCCGGCGCCCUCAGCGGCGUCGAGCAGCUGGUGCAAGCCAGCGUCGCGCGAUUCGGUAAGAUUGACAUUCUUAUCCUCAACGCGGGCAUCCUCGCCCUCAAGGACGUGGAGUCCUGUACGGAGGCGGACUUCGACCGUGCCUUCAACAUCAACGUCAAGGGGCCGUUCUUCCUGGUCCAAAAGGCCUUGCCGCACAUGACACCUGGCGGUUCGAUCCUCUUUAUUUCCACUAACCAAUGCCACGCCUCGUCCGUCACGGCGCCGUACACUCUAUACUGCGCGACGAAGGGCGCGAUCGAACAGCUCAUCCGGCUGCUCUCCAAAGACCUACUUGCGAAGAAGGGUAUUCGUGUCAACGCCAUCGCUCCUGGCCCUACGGCCACGGAGCUGUUCCUCGAGGGCAAGCCGCAGAAGGUGCUGGAUAUGAUUGCGUCGUUGCACCCGACGAACCGCAUUGGGAAGCCCGAGGAGAUUGCCGAGGCGAUCAGUUUUGUCGUUGGAGACGCGGCGAGUUGGGUUAGCGGGCAGACGAUCAAGGUCAACGGGGGUUUGGCUUGA